Molecule: messenger RNA, 2307 nt
Organism: Delphinapterus leucas (beluga whale)
Lineage: Eukaryota; Metazoa; Chordata; Mammalia; Artiodactyla; Monodontidae
Gene: TIPIN
Product: TIMELESS interacting protein
Biological process (GO): replication fork arrest; DNA replication checkpoint signaling; DNA damage response
Cellular component (GO): replication fork protection complex; nucleus
Molecular function (GO): DNA binding
Source: RefSeq, a predicted model, not a curated record
UACACCGUUUCCCGGCCGCGCGGAUCCCUGUGCUGUGGCUACUGCAGUCUGCUCGAGGUGAGAGCGGGCUGGCGGGAGAGUGAAGUUCCCGAGGGGAGAGCUGGCCGAGGGAGUCAGGCUGGGGAGCGGGGAUGCCGGCAAGUCGCAAGGAGGGAGUGAGGAAGCAGGAGGACAUGACUGAGACGGACCUGGGCUGAUCGGGACUGGAGAGGAAGGAGGCCUGACCGGCUGCGACCUGUGCGGAGAGAAGAGGAAAAGAUGCUAGAACCACAGGAGAAUGGCUUGAUUGACCUACCAGAUUAUGAGCAUAUAGAAGAUGAAACUUUUCCUCCAUUCCCACCUCCAGCCUCUCCAGAGAGAGAAGAUGGUGAAGGAGCUGAACCUGAAGAAGAGUUAGGGAGAGGAGCACCUGUUCCUGUACCUCCAAAGAGAACAGUUAAAAGGAAUAUACCCAAGCUGAAUGCUGAGAGAUUAAUUUCAGAGAGAGGGCUUCCAGCCUUAAGGCAUGUGUUUGAUAAGGCAAAAUUCAAAGGUAAAGGUCAUGAGGCUGAGGACUUGAAGACACUAAUCAGACACAUGGAGCACUGGGCGCAUAGGCUAUUCCCUAAACUGCAAUUUGAAGAUUUUAUUGACAGAGUUGAAUAUCUGGGAAAUAAAAAGGAAGUUCAGACCUGUUUAAAACGAAUUCGACUUGAUCUCCCUAUUUUACAUGAAGAUUUUGUUAGCAAUAAUGAUGAAGUAGGGGAAAAUAAUGGCCAUGGUGUAAAUGCUACCGAGUUAGAUCCCUUUCUGACAAACUCAUCUGAAAGUGCAAAGUUUGCUUCUGAGUCGAGUAGAAGCCUAACAGAAGAACAACAACAAAGAAUUGAGAGAAAUAAACAACUGGCCUUGGAAAGAAGACAGGCAAAGCUACUGAGUAAUAGUCAGUCCCUAGGAAAUGACUUGUUAAUGAACACACCCAGUACACAGACACCUGAAGAGGGUAGUACAGGUGAGGAGCAAAAGGAGGAAGAAUCAAAUGGAUUUAACAAAGACCUUCUAGAUUAUCCACAUAGUGAUGCUGCUGCCAAUACUGUAAGUGAAGAGGAGGAAUUAAAAAUAGAGAAAAUGCAACUGGACCAGUCCUUUUAAAAUACAUAAUAGUAAGUUAAGGCUUCAUCUAGAAAUGUUACUGAGGUCGGAUAGGCCUCAAAUGAGAAAAUCUAUUAACUUGCUGUCUUCCAAAUUUGAGAUGACUAUGCAUUUUGCCUACUUUGAGUGAAAAUCCUUAUAUAGUGAAACUUUUAUAGAUUCCUGUUUAAAAUCUGGUAUUAUCUAUACUUGUUUCUUAUUCACUUUCGUUGUCUAUUUAUUCUCCUUAGUGUUUAUUUUUAUAUGGGUAUGACCUUGUAAAAAUGAUUGGUAGUUAAUAAGUAGCUUCAACUGCUAGUGUGCCAUUGAAUGCCCUGUUUUUACUAAGUUGGGUGGUGUUUUAAGAUGUAAAUAUGUAAUAAAUGCUAAUGUUCUUUUUUUUUUUUUAAAUAAUAAGCUCACAAACUAUCCCUAGAGGCUUUAUAAAAGUUUCUCAUUGCUAUUUAGUUCUACACUUUACACUUUUGGUAAAAUGUUCACAGUUGUUAUAUGUGUUUACAUGUCUUUUGAGGAAUCACUUUAAUACUUAAAGGGUCACGUGAAAAGCUGAUACAUUGCCUGGCCUGCAUAGGUGCUGGGGAAGUUCACAUGCUCCUUGGUACCUUACUGACUAGUUAGUUGGAGAGAAACUUGCAAAGUAUAAUGGAGAACACAGAGCACGUAGGGAGGAUUCAGUGGAGAUGCCAAGGAUUGGGAAGAACAUGUACAAUAAUAUAGAAAUGAAAAUCUAGGAAAUGAGAGCUUUGGGAAUGGUGAAUAUGAGGCUGAAGUGUUAGGGCCACGUGGUGGGAGGACCUAAUUGGAGUUUUUCCUGCCUGAGUUUAUCAACUUGGUGGAAGGGUAGCUGCAGAUAGAAAGUACCACGUUGAGAAUCAAGUUUAGAGGUUGGUCUGGUUCUUGGCAGGAGAUUCCCAUGGGGGAGAGGGAAAGGCAAAGCUAGUUUUUACAAACUAGGACAUGGGAAGGUUGCUUUUUUGGGGGAAGACUGGCAGAGUGAUGGUGCUAAGUAACAAGUCUCCAGCGAGGGCAAGUCCAAUGCAACUCAACAUCCAAGGAGAGGGUGGGAAUGGAGGUUUGAGAGAACAGACCUUACCCUGUGCACCCCACCCGGCUCCCUAAGCCCUAUCCCCAAUUGGUGCUGGGGACAGCAGGGGUGACUGAGUCAAAUACGAAAUA